AUGGCCAUGCUGGCCUCGAAAACGCCGUACCAGGCGGGCCUCUCCUCCAACCAAUCCACAUUGGUGCCCUCGAGCUCAACACAAUCCUCCUAUGCACCACCAAGGAGGGCGCCGACAUUCCCGACACAGAGUCAGUCUUUUGCGAGUCCUACCGAAUCAGAGUUCUCCGAGGGCGAUGGGCCAGACUCGGUCAAGUACUGGGACGAGGACAGGGUGUGCGACUACCUUAGGAGUGUAAAAUGUGGCGACUACGAGAAGCUGUUCAGGAAAAACCACAUCAAUGGCGAGAACCUGCUCGAGAUGGACAAGGAGGUCCUGAAGGAGAUGGGUAUUGACAAGGUCGGCGACCGCGUGCGCUUGUUCCUGGGCAUCAAGAAGCUGAGGACACAGGCAUAUGCCAACCAGAAGAAGCGGAAUAGGGACUCCUUUGGUGGCCUGAUGGACCUCCCACAGUACACACCAUCAUCAACAAGCUCCCCCCGCCCGCCGAACUCAGCUGCCCGGUCGCUGCCCACGCCCUCGGCCAACAAGCGCUACUCGAGACAGUACGACACAUCCAUCAUGCUCGAUCCACAACAAAGGUCAACGUCGAGGCCCACGUCUCCCUUGCCCAACACAGAGUACAAGUCUAGCAACCAGAGAUACGCACCGCGGAAUGUUGGCCAAGGCCUUCCUACCGGACCACGGAUGCCCACCUCGCCGCCGCAGACCCGCACCGCCCAGCUGUCCGCCCACAACAGGAACAACUCAAGCGCGGAUGGAUCUCUGAUGGCAGCGCUGCCUCAGAACCAGGAUGUAAUUCGCGUGAUCUCCAGUGGUGGGGUCACCAAGGUGGUUAAGAUCGCCGAGUGUAAAAACUGCGAAGAGGUCAUGCGGGUCACGCUGCGCAAGUUUUCUCUGCGGGAAGAUUACGAGAGGAAUUACUGUUUCUGGGUCCUGGUUGGGCUCGAGCCUGACCCAAAAAUGUGCCGUCGUCUGGGCGACACGGAGCUCUGGAAGAUCAUCAAGGACGAGAAGAGGCCCGAGAGGAACAGGCUCAUCCUCAGGAGGGUGCCCGCCGGCGAGCCAGGCCACAGCGAGCUGGAGCGGGCUGCAGCCAUCGCGAUGGAGGAGAACCAGCAGAACCACCGGACCGUCGAAUCCUUUGGCAACAGGAGCCAGAUGAAAGUGCAGAAACUGCUCGGGGAGAGCUGGGAAGCCAUGCAGCCGCCGCUGUCACCCGUAUCAUACCAGGACCGGGAGAGAAACGUAAAGAACACUGCCCGCGAGCUGGAACGACCUGCACCACAGGAUGCCGCCAGCCCUCCCCUGCCGAGAGCUCGCAAGGGGCUCCUGAGGCAGUUUGGUGGACUCCGGCCCCCCAGCGAGCUCAUCGCUUCCGACCUCACCUCGUACUUCCCAGACCAUCCGAGAGAAGAUAUCGACCGCACUGCCCGGUUGUCUAUGCGCCGAUCUGCGCGCCUCAGCAAGGUCAACAGCCGCCUCAGCGUUGCAAGCAAUCUGAGCUUUGCAUCAAGCAUCCAGGACGCACCCCCCAUCCCAACGAUCGCCGACAGCUGGCUGAACGCCACGAGUCAGAUUGCCAAGGUUCGUCCCAAUGUCCACGGACGCAUGACGCCAAUGUUCCGCGACUCUGUUGCCUCGUCGGUGCUUGAUACGCUCCAGGAGGAGUCCAGCCCCAUUGAGCCGAAUCGCAAGUCAUAUGUCUCCUUUGCCGAUAGUGGCUCAGACUCAGCUGCCGUCAGCGUCACCGACCCCGAGGGCAAUGUCGUCAGACAUAGCUAUUUCGACGGGGAGAGCAGCACUGGUGGGUCUGGCUCGAGCUCACUCCGAGAUGUCAACCAGGCGCUCAACGAGGAUGGUGAGGAUGCCGAUGAGGAACUACAAAGCUUCCUGGCCGGCGAGUCAUGGGACGACAACAAGUGGAUGAAGGGUGCCAUGAUCGGCCAAGGUUCUUUUGGCUGUGUCUAUCUCGCCCUGCACGCCGUGACUGGCGAGCUGCUGGCAGUCAAGCAGGUCGAGACCCCCUCGCCAGGCGCCAAUUCUCAGAACGACCACAGGAAGAAGAGCAUGAUCGAGGCACUCAAGCGCGAGAUCAGUCUGCUCCGAGACCUCCGCCACCCCAACAUCGUGCAGUACCUCGGCUGCAGUUCCUCUCCUGAAUACCUGAAUAUUUUCCUCGAGUACGUCCCUGGCGGCUCUGUGCAGACGAUGCUCAACUCGUACGGCGCGCUGCCCGAGCCGCCUGUUCGCAGCUUUACCAGGCAGAUCCUGACGGGUCUGUCAUACCUGCACGGCAAGGAGAUCAUCCACCGCGACAUCAAGGGUGCCAACAUCCUCGUCGACAACAAGGGCACGAUCAAGAUCUCCGACUUUGGCAUCUCCAAGAAGCUCGAGGCGACCAACAUCCUCACCGGCGCCAACAACAACAAGCACCGCCCAUCGCUGCAGGGCUCCGUGUACUGGAUGGCGCCCGAGGUGGUCAAGCAGACGAGCUACACGCGCAAGGCCGACAUCUGGUCCCUCGGGUGCCUGGUCGUCGAGAUGAUGACGGGCACGCACCCGUUCCCAGACUGCUCGCAGCUGCAGGCCAUCUUCAAGAUCGGUGGUGCCAAGGCGGCGCCCACCAUCCCCGAGCACGCCAGCGAGGAUGCCCAGAACUUCCUUGGUCAGACUUUCGAGCUUGACCAUACCAAGAGACCCAGCGCGGACGAGUUGAUGCUCCACUCGUUCCUGACGCCCAUCACCUAA
Messenger RNA from Cryphonectria parasitica EP155, 2751 nucleotides. RefSeq lists its product as uncharacterized. Gene Ontology annotation, molecular function: ATP binding; protein binding; protein kinase activity. The record is from RefSeq and is a predicted model, not a curated record. Lineage: Eukaryota; Fungi; Ascomycota; Sordariomycetes; Diaporthales; Cryphonectriaceae. The coding region runs from base 1 to 2751 and encodes 916 amino acids. Gene Ontology annotation, biological process: signal transduction; protein phosphorylation. The transcript has 2 exons.